Messenger RNA from Lobosporangium transversale, 1891 nucleotides. RefSeq lists its product as hypothetical. The coding region runs from base 292 to 1737 and encodes 481 amino acids. The record is from RefSeq and is a predicted model, not a curated record. The transcript has a single exon. Lineage: Eukaryota; Fungi; Mortierellomycota; Mortierellomycetes; Mortierellales; Mortierellaceae.
GAUGGGAAAAAGGUAUUGGUUGAUCUACAACCGUGACAGACAAAUCCUAGGUCCUAGAAAACACCAACGAUUGUAAUCACGUAAUGAUUUAGACUCCACAAAGGGCAGACUAUCUUCCUGGGUGGUGUAGUCGAAAUGGUUAGAGAGCCAUGGCCAAAGAUGUGUGACGGGACUUGGGCUUGAAGGGAAAGCUUUUGAGCCUGUGGGUAUUUUUUGUGGAGAACAAAGGACAACAAUUGGCCAAGGUCAGGUGCGCUCACUCUCCUUUCUAAAAAAAGAGCUUUUUUCUCGAUGUCUCACGCCUCUGUCACUUCACUUUCACCUUUGCACUCACUCUUCGUCCUUGAACAAAACAAAACUCCUUCCCAUCUUUCAUCCCUCAUUCCAUUACACAUUCUUUUUCUUUUCUCUCUAUUUAAGUCUUGCAUCCUAAUUUUCAUUAAUAAAACAAAUAGUACACACUCCUGUCUUCUUUUCAAUAAAAAGGAAAAAAAAAAAAAAAAAAAAAAAAAAAAAAGAUUCAUGGCACCUUCAGCGUCUUGGUCGACGGCUGCUACUGGCCUUCUUCGACAGACUGUCAGGCGGCAGCAUCAGCCAUUAUUGUCAUUACAUCCAGCGCCCCUAUCAUUUAUUCAGCCUCCGUUCUCGUCGGGGUUAUCGCGGUCUUCACUAUCGUAUAAUUCAGUCCGCUGGGCUUCAAUUGUCCCGUUCACUAGCCAUGAACAUGCGUGUUAUUCACCCCCACCUCCGCCUAUGACAUCUGAGCAAGCUAAAGGAUAUCAACAACAAAAACAACGUCGGCAAGAACUUUUGAUGGAGGAACAGAUCGAAUUAGAACAACGCCAACGGAUGCGGCAGCAACAGGAACUUCAGUUAGAAUUGGCUAAACAUCGUAAUGCCAUUUUAGAACAACAACAAAGAGCUAAGCAGGAACAAGAACAACAACAACAACAACAACAACAACAACAACAACAACAGCAGCAGCAAGAAGCUCUGCAAAAGAAGAAAUGUGAUGAUAAUAACGCUAAUGAACAGCCUCAAGAAGGACUUCCAAAAUCUCUGAAUGAACACCAAGAGUCAGCUGAGCAAUUUCAAUAUGAAACCGACGCCACCUCAAGACGCCAAUAUAUUCCUGUACGACUUCGUUCCAUGUUUGGGUACCACAGACCGGAAAGUACAGCUGAAUCCGAGUUAACCCCUUCACUUCCUCCUACUAUUAAGCGGACUCGAUCCAUGAUACCAGCUGAGGAGAGAGUUCGUUUGACUUUGAUGGACUAUACGCCAAAGCAAAUCGAUGCCAUGACAAUUGAGCAAGCUAAUGCCAUCCUUGCAUCAUCAUCCGUCAAGUUAUCAACAAAGUUUGAACCUAAUAUCAAAUCGGAGCAGAAGCAAUUACAGGAGCAGGAUUGUCACCAGCAAGAACAGCAGCAGCAGGAUACAAAAAAAAACAAGGAUGAUCUCUUCGACUCCAAACAGCUGAUGAACCAAAUUGGUGUAACAUCGUCUUUAUCUUCCGCAUUGACGAACGAGUGUGAGGGUCAAUUGCUGCACAGUCCCGCAAUGCUUGUUGUAUCUGAUAUCAUUCCUGUCACCGAUACACAACCCUUAUUACAACAGCAGAAGCAACAACAGCAUGUUAAGGCUGCGACAUCAUCAACAUCACCCAACCCACGGCGGCGGCGGUCUUCUGGAAACACUUCUAGAGGUUCUUCCUCCUCAUCCUCAUCGACUCUGUGAUAGCUAUCGACCAUUUUCUGACACUCCUUCAGGAUCGUAUAUAGAGCCAAUUGUAUUGUUUUUAAAUUUUAAAGAUGUUAUUAUUUAAUGUAACAGGAUUUAAUCUCUUUUUACUCUAAAGCAAGUUUGAUUUAUCCAUUUCUCUUUUUUCGUU